Messenger RNA from Helianthus annuus (common sunflower), 793 nucleotides. RefSeq names its product reticulon-like protein B2. The coding region runs from base 22 to 768 and encodes 248 amino acids. Lineage: Eukaryota; Viridiplantae; Streptophyta; Magnoliopsida; Asterales; Asteraceae. The transcript has 5 exons. The record is from RefSeq and is a predicted model, not a curated record.
ACCAGUAAUCAACAUCCAAAUAUGGCUGAUAAUGCCACCAAGAAGGAAGAAAUCACCGAAUCGUUUCAUGACGAUGGGUCAUCCUCAUCGGAUUCCGAUGGAAAACAACCCAAAGUCAAGAAGGAUUUUCCUGUUCCUCCAAACCAUCGAAACAAGGUCGAAAGCGUCUCGUGGAAGGAGAAGCCUGUUCAUACCCUCUUAGGAGGUGGUGAUGUUGCUGACUUACUUCUAUGGAGGAACAAGAAGAAAUCUGCUGGCGUGCUUGGUUUCGCGACUAUAAUAUGGGCACUCUUUGAAAUGAUCGAAUAUCACUUACUUAGUCUACUAUGCCACAUUCUAAUACUUGUGCUCGGGGUCCAUUUCUUGUGGUCCAACACACUUAACUUCAUCUACAAGUGUCCAGAAUUCCCACAAGUCGCCCUCGACGAAGAUACUGUUCUUGAGGCAGCCUCGGUCCUCAGGCAUGAAAUCAACAACGCGCUUGAGGUCCUUCGAGAAAUCGCUUCUGGGAAAGAUUUAAAAGAAUUUCUAGCUGUGAUUGCUGGUUUGUGGAUUGUAUCCAUUGCAGGAAGUUGUUGCAGCCUCUUGACCUUAGUCUACACAUCCUUUGUUCUUCUGCACACUGUGCCAUUGCUGUACGAGCGGCACAAGGAAAAGGCUGAUGAGUAUCUUGAGAAAGCAGAAGCUGAAUUGAAGAAGCAAUGUGAGGGAUUGCAAGAGAAGGUUUUAAGCAAAAUUCCAAGUAGAAAAGACAAGAAAUUUGCAUAGGAACUACUGCAACUAGUUUCACAUU